AUGUCUGAUUCAUUGGUUGGUCCUGUCCUUGAGCACGACUCAGUAUCCCUAUUGAUUGAAGUUAAGCUCUUGCCACGUUCCACAGCAUUCUCUCUUUUGCCAAAAUGGAAGUGGAUAAUAAUGCUCAGAGGAUGCUAUAGAGGAAUCUGGCAGGCACUGUUUUUAGGACACCCUUGCUUCAGCUUCGGUGGUUGUGUGUAUGUGAUAUUUUUCGCAUUCAUGUCUGAAUACAGCUUGGUCUAUGGAGCUUCAAAGAUUGCUGCAACAGCGAGCGCUGGGAAGGUAGAGCUAGUUAGGUGCUGA
Messenger RNA from Eruca vesicaria subsp. sativa (arugula), 303 nucleotides. NCBI's taxonomy places the organism in Eukaryota, Viridiplantae, Streptophyta, Magnoliopsida, Brassicales, Brassicaceae. The record is from the annotation of a GenBank genome assembly.